Gastrolobium bilobum is the source of this 675-nucleotide messenger RNA. Its product is annotated as protein LIGHT-DEPENDENT SHORT HYPOCOTYLS 10-like. The record is from RefSeq and is a predicted model, not a curated record. Gene Ontology annotation, cellular component: nucleus. Lineage: Eukaryota; Viridiplantae; Streptophyta; Magnoliopsida; Fabales; Fabaceae. The transcript is spliced from 2 exons. Bases 1 to 573 code for a protein of 190 amino acids. Gene Ontology annotation, biological process: mRNA transcription; response to light stimulus.
AUGUCUUCUUCUAGCAAAGGAAAAGACAUAGUAGAAGGAUCAUCAAGAUCCUCUGCUAAUUCUGGUGAUGGUGGUGGUGAUGAUCAACAUCAUCAUCAUCAACAACAACAACAACAAUUGCCACUGAGCAGGUAUGAGUCACAGAAGAGAAGGGAUUGGAACACUUUUGGACAAUACUUAAGGAAUCAAAGGCCUCCUGUGGCACUUUCUCAGUGUAAUUCAAACCAUGUUCUUGAAUUCCUUAGGUAUUUAGAUCAAUUUGGAAAAACCAAAGUGCACUUACAAGGGUGUUUGUUCUUUGGGCAAACUGAACCACCUGGACCCUGCACUUGUCCUCUUAGACAAGCUUGGGGAAGCCUUGAUGCACUCAUAGGAAGGUUAAGAGCUGCAUAUGAAGAAAAUGGAGGGUUACCUGAGACAAAUCCAUUUGCUAGUGGUGCCAUAAGAGUUUAUCUAAGAGAAGUGAGAGACUCUCAAGCUAAGGCAAGAGGAAUCCCUUAUAAGAAGAAAAAGAAGAAGAGGAAUUCAAUUAUCAAACCCAACGGGGACACCUCAAACUUACCUUUGCAGUAAAGUUUUUAAGUUCCCCUCUCUUUGCUUCUUCAGGAGCAUAUGAUCCCUAAAUUGAUUCAAAGUCCUGAAUAAUGUGUUGCUAGGCCUUGAAUUACUUCAGCU